Molecule: messenger RNA, 1588 nt
Organism: Oppiella nova
Lineage: Eukaryota; Metazoa; Arthropoda; Arachnida; Sarcoptiformes; Oppiidae
Source: the annotation of a GenBank genome assembly
AUGGACUCAUUGGACGACGAGAGCGGCGGCGAUGGACACGACUCGGAGGGUGAGUACGAGGACGCGCACGGACUCCCUGUGCGGACACACAUAGCCAGCCCACAGCUCCCGGUGCUGAUGUCAUGGGUGCAUGUCGGCGCCGAACAACAGUUGGCCCACAAAACGCUGGUGCGAUCGGCGGCCAGUCCUAACGUGUCGGCCGGGCAGGUGAUCCGCACCACCAACGGACAGACGGUGGUGUUCACGUCAAUGGCGGGCGGGCACGGCCUGAAGCAAGGCACAACUCAGGCCAUAGCUGUGCCCCAAGCGGGUGGUGGCGUAUCCAUAGUCCAGUUACAGAUACCGGCCAAUCAGACAAACGUCGUGCAAUCGGUCAUACAGCCAAACCAGCAGUCGGUGAUCCAGGCCACUGGCGGCGCCCAAACCGUACAAACUGUUCAGUUGCCCAAAGGGAACGUCAUACUACUGAAAGGACAGGGAGGCCAGGGCUCAGUCAUACACAGCGCUGAUACGGACGGCGGUGUACACCACGGCCUACAGAUCAUCUCGAAGUCAGACGACGGCGAGGAGACGAUAACGCCCGUCAUCUUCGAGGACGAGUCGCGUAAGCGCCGGGAGAUCUUAGCCCGACGGCCGUCGUAUCGCAAGAUAUUAAAUGACUUGUCGUCGACGGAGGCCGCGGGCGCCGUGACAGCCAUUCCAGCGGAGAUCAAGCACGAGGAGGACCGGGAGGGCGGGGGCGACGGCACGGCCACCAUCCAAGUGGGCGGACAGUACCUGAAAGUGUUGCCGGCGUCGGCCAUACAGCUGGGCUCACAGGAUGGCACCCUUCAAGGCAUACAGACGCUCACGAUGACCAACGCCGGCGCUGGCGCUACCGGCGCUAUAGUACAAUACGCCACUCAGGGCCAGGACGGCCAGUUCUACGUACCUGUCACUGUCUCGGCGGCCGACCUCCAGGCCUACCAAAUCCGGACGCCAUCGCAGACGGGUAUCACCCAAGGGGUGGUGAUGACGUCGACGGGCGGUCUGCAAGGGGGUCAAGUGGUGGUCGAGGAAGCCUCCAAGAAGCGCGAGCUCAGGCUUCUCAAGAAUAGGGAGGCGGCGAAAGAGUGCCGACGCAAGAAGAAGGAGUACAUUAAGUGCCUCGAGAAUAGAGUAGCGGUUCUGGAGAAUCAAAACAAGGCUCUCAUCGAAGAACUCAAGUCUCUGAAAGAGCUCUAUUGCCAAAAAGCCGACUAAACACAGCGACACGACAUCUACCCGCCCGCCCCCGGCCCUCCCACCGGUUCAGUCGAUUUGUUUUUAUUGGGAUUUUCUUAUUUUGAAUGAAUUAUCGUUUUCGACACAAAUUCCUAAAACUUCGUUGAAAAGCAAAAAUAAGUUAUAAAAUAGUGUUUCGUUUUGUUUGUUAUGUUUAAACCGGGAUUCGCGCGAAUCAAUCAAUUUUGACGUUUCAAUCAGUGCUCCAAUCAAUCAAAACUAUCCAUUCAAUUGUCUUUAUUUCAUACCAUUUCUCGUGUCCAACAGAUCCGUGUUUUUUUUCGUACCCAUUGUAUCGACUAAUUAUCGCCACCUUUUAUAGCCA